Molecule: messenger RNA, 1296 nt
Organism: Brassica oleracea var. oleracea
Lineage: Eukaryota; Viridiplantae; Streptophyta; Magnoliopsida; Brassicales; Brassicaceae
Exons: 3
Coding region: 1-1296 (431 amino acids)
Molecular function (GO): nucleic acid binding; zinc ion binding
Source: RefSeq, a predicted model, not a curated record
AUGUCGCCUUACUACUUGGGUCCGUCAGAUAAUCCUGGCACAGCAAUCACGCCGGUGACUCUGAAUGGAGAUAACUAUGCCGAGUGGGCAUCAGAACUUGAAAACGCCUUACGUGCUAAGCGCAAGUUCGGUUUUGUGAACGGAAGUUUGAAGAUGCCAGAUGAGAAUGAGAAGCCAGUGGACGCUGAGAUGUGGAGGACGGCUAAUUCUAUGGUUGUUGGUUGGAUCAGGGUAACGAUCUCGCCGGCAAUUCGUUCAACAGUGCCGUUCUCGCCGGAUGCGACCAAUAUGUGGAUAGAGCUCCGUAAGCGUUUCUUGGUGGGAAGUGCUGUUCGUGUGCAUCAGCUCAAUGCAGAGCUAGCUUCGUGUAAGCAGAGCGGAUCCAGUGUCAUGGACUAUUUCGGGAGAUUGUCACAGAAGUGGGAGGAACUCUUGAAUUGUAAACCUAUUCCAACUUGUACUUGUGCGGCAUCAGAAAUCUAUGCAAAGGAGUACGAGGAGGAAAAUGUGCAUCAAUUCCUUAUGGGCCUAGAUGAAGCGAGGUUUAGCAAUGUCUGUACCAAUAUCAUUGGGAUGGAAGCCUUGCCAGAUCUCAACUCUGUUUAUCAACGUGUGGUGAGAGAGGAGAAGAGGUUGGGGGCUUCACGUGUUGAGUCUAAACAAGCGCCAGUUGGAUUUGGGACUAUGAGUGUGCAGAAAGAUGGAGAGGAUGGAGUGACUGCGAUGGCUGCGGUGGCACGAAAUAGAAGUUCGGUUGUGUGCAGCAACUGUGGUCGAGCUGGUCAUGAAAAGAAGGAGUGCUGGCAACUGACUGGAUUCCCUGAGUGGUUUACUGAGCGGAACCAAGCUAGUGGACGAGGAGGAAGAGGUAGAGGUCGCGGGAGAUCAACCUCCAAUUCCACGAGAGCAAACAUGGUGCAGGACCGUUUUACGAGGACUCUUAUUGGAGCCGGUGAAGUGAAAGAUGGUGUCUAUGUUUAUCGGGAUUUAACAGUAGCGAGGGGUCACAGAGUUAAGGGUUCAGAGGAUCAGACUGUGUGGCAUCGUCGUCUUGGACAUCCUGCUUAUGGUGUUUUGCAGUUUUUGCCUUUUAUUUCUGGUGUUAAAGACGUCCGAAAUAAAUUUGGUGAAUGCGAUAUUUGUUUUCAGUCUAAACAAACAAGAGAAGUGUUUUAUGAAAGUCUUAAUAAAAGUUCAGCUCCCUUUGAUUUGAUACAUGUUGAUCUUUGGGGCCCUUAUCGCGUACCUUCAUCGUGUGGAGCGGGAACUCAAGAUGGUCAAGACGGUCAAGAGUGA